AUUCGGCAGUGAAUUCAAAUUCCAAAAUUCGAAAAAUCGCCCUUUCGUAUUCAAACAAAACAAAACUUGAAUCCAUGAAAGUACUAGCGGAAAUUUUCUGCGAAUAAACCAUGACCUUAGGUUUUUAUGAGCAGUACGCAAACACCACUCUGUCGUGAACAUGUGUAGUCACAACAGUGCAUUUUUAACAAUUAAUUUCAACUAUUAAUCACCGCGACGUGAUUCACAUUCACGAACAUUAAUGAACAAUUUUGAGUCAAAAAGUGAUUGAACCACCAAGGUCAAACUCAUCGAAUCACAUUUAAAUAGAAUGAUAGCAUUUUUGUAAGUAGUUGAACUUAGAACAGUCGCGAAGCUCGUUCGAGCAAAAUGGUGAAAAUCGAGCGACUAACAGACAGCGUAAAAUUGGGCGAAGCCCCACACUGGGACCCCGAAGCACAGACUCUCUACUACGUAGACAUCCUAGGCAUGUCCAUCUAUCAAUACGAACCAGCCACAAAGAAAGUCAGCAAAGCCUCAGUCGGCCUAAACCUAGUGUCGUUCAUCAUACCAGUGGAGGGUGAGAAAAACCAGUUCAUAGUGUCCCUAGGGAGAGAAAUAGUGCGGAUCUUCUGGAACAGUGAACUCCAAGACGUUCGAGUGAUCGAGCAACUAGCGGAAGUGGAACAAGCGCCCGAAUUCUUCGAAAGUAGAUUCAACGAUGGAAAGUGCGACCCUUUGGGGAGGCUAUGGGCUGGAACUUUCAACACAGUUUCCGAAAAACCGCUGGAUUAUCCACCUAAAGGAGCUUUAUAUAGUUUGAACUCGGAACGACAAAUCCAGCAGCACUUCAAAGGGUUGAGACUGAGCAAUGGAAUCGCUUUCAAUAUUAAGCUAAAAGCGAUGUACUUCAUAGACUCGGGUAAAGGGACUAUUGACCAGUACGAUUUUGACAUCAAAGCAGGGACGAUCUCAAAAUGUCGAGCGAUUUUCACGUUAAGUAAGCACCAAAUAAGUGGGAUUGCUGAUGGUAUGACGAUCGAUAUUGAUGGUAAUUUAUGGGUGGCUAUCUUCAACGGUAGCAGGAUUAUCAAAAUCGAUCCCCGAAAACCCGAAACGCUUCUAGAGUCGAUUCAAAUGCCGGUGAAACAGAUAACGUCACUGACUUUUGGCGGUCCCAACUUGGACGAAUUAUAUGUGACAACCGGCGCCUACAAGCUCGAAAAUGAGGACCUUCCACCACCUGAAAAUGGUGCUCUGUAUCGAAUUACCGGUGUGGGUACUAGGGGAUUGCCGGCGACGAAUUUUCGUUUUAUAAACAUCUGAUUUAAAUGGAAUUUUCCUUCUGGUUUGUUUAACCGUAAAGAUAAAGUCUAUUAAUAACUACUGUUAUCUCGGUAGUGUCAAUUAAACGGGUUUUUUGUUUGUAAACAAUCUUACUAAAUUGUCAGCAUUUUCCGUCGGGCGAGCUCGGCAGCCGGAGUCGGCGGGUCGCCAACGGUCGAGACUGUCCGAGCAACACCGACGCGGUGACGGGAGGGAGAGGAAAACACUUGUGUUCGGAUGCUGAUACACGAUGAUUGCGUUUUAAAAGAAUAAACUGCUAAAUUCUG
Molecule: messenger RNA, 1592 nt
Organism: Zophobas morio
Lineage: Eukaryota; Metazoa; Arthropoda; Insecta; Coleoptera; Tenebrionidae
Product: regucalcin-like
Exons: 3
Coding region: 370-1305 (311 amino acids)
Biological process (GO): L-ascorbic acid biosynthetic process
Molecular function (GO): calcium ion binding; gluconolactonase activity
Source: RefSeq, a predicted model, not a curated record